CCGUCUGUUCCAGCUCCACUAAAAACACACACUCUUCCAUUCAGUCUCUCCCUCUCUCCUCUCUCUAUCUCUAUCUGUUAUCUUUGCAACUCUCACUCAACUGUUCCUCGCAAACUACCCGAAAUGGGGACUAGGAUCCCAUCACACCAGCUAAGUAGCGGGCUUUAUGUCUCGGGCCGACCCGAGCAGCUUAAGGAGAGGCAGCCCACAAUGGGAUCACGGGCCGUACCAUACACAGGCGGGGACGUUAAGAAAUCCGGCGAGCUAGGUAAAAUGUUCGACAUCCCCGUCGGUGAUAACCGCAAUCCUCCACCUUCCAAACCCUCUCGCCACUCCUCAUCCAGCAACAGUGGAUCACUCCGAUCAUGGCCCAAUUCCGGCCCAAUUAGGAAGUCCUCUGGCCCCAUGGCGGCUCCACUCCAGCCCACCGGUCUAAUCACGUCCGGCCCAUUGGGGUCAGGCCCACUCCGUCGGUCGGGGCAGCUCGACGGUUCCGCCUCUGUUUCCGGUUCUUCCAAGGCGGUUUAUGGGUCGGCGGUGACUAGUCUGACGGACGACGUGAGAGUAGGGUUUAAGGUUUCGAGGCCGGUGGUGUGGGUAGUGAUGGUGGCGGUGGCUAUGGCCCUCCUUGUCGGUGCAUUCUUGAUGGUGGCGGUUAAAAAGGCCAUAAUCCUGAUGGCGGUGGGGGCGAUUCUGGUGCCGAUGUUUAUUGGCCUCGUUUGGAACUGUGCACGGGGAAUUCGAGGGUUGUUAGGAUUUGUUAAGAGAUUCCCUGAUACGGAGCUUAGAGGCGCCAUUGAUGGACAGUUCGUUAAGGUCACUGGGGUUGUCACCUGUGGCAGUAUCCCUUUGGAGUCGUCUUACCAGCGAGUACCUAGGUGUGUAUAUGUUUCCACAGAGUUGUAUACAUAUAAAGGAUGGGGUGGAAAAUCUGCAAAUCCCAAGCACCGCUGCUUCUCAUGGGGGUCUAGACACUUGGAGAAAUAUGUGGCUGAUUUCUACAUAUCAGACUUUCAGUCUGGGUUAAGAGCAUUAGUUAAAGCAGGCUAUGGAGCUAAGGUUGCGCCAUUUGUCAAACCAGCUACAGUAGUUGGUGUAAGGAAGGGGAACAGAGACUUAUCUCCAAGCUUCUUACAGUGGCUAGCUGAUCGCAGCCUCUCUAGCGAUGACCAAAUGAUGCGUCUGAAGGAAGGAUAUAUAAAGGAAGGAAGCACUGUGAGUGUGAUGGGUGUUGUCCGUCGCCAUGAUAGUGUCCUAAUGAUUGUUCCCCCACAAGAACCUGUCUCAACUGGUUGUCAAUGGCUCCGAGGCCUCCUUCCAACCUACGUCGAAGGUCUUGUAUUGAUAUGUGAUGAUAAUCAGAAUGCUGAUGUUGUUCCUGUGUAAAUAAUGUACAGUCAUUUUGAUUUUGUUUCAAACUGGGUGUCCAGAGUACAUAUGAAAAGGACAUAACCAGUAGAAGCUUCGAACACCCCCAGAACUACCCUUUUCUUUCCUGUCUAGGGUUUUGAAGUGUAUGUAAAUGGAUUGCGCAGAGCUGGAAGACUUGAGAGCAUGUAACAGUAUGUGUGAAGAGUUAUGCGUUUGGGAUUCGGACUAGAAUCUGCAAGGAGAAGGGUAAUCCCGCUCAAGAAGUUGGAAUAUGCUGUACUUUGAUUUACUCUGCCACUAGUUUUUGGCUUUCAUGUACGUACUUGUAAGGUUCGUGUGGUUUGAUUAAUCAGUCGUUGUCUUUGGUUCAACUUAUUUAAGAAAAGAAAAUAUAAUUAUC
This is a messenger RNA of Tripterygium wilfordii, 1771 nucleotides long. RefSeq lists its product as uncharacterized. The record is from RefSeq and is a predicted model, not a curated record. The transcript is spliced from 4 exons. NCBI's taxonomy places the organism in Eukaryota, Viridiplantae, Streptophyta, Magnoliopsida, Celastrales, Celastraceae. The coding region runs from base 124 to 1386 and encodes 420 amino acids.